This is a messenger RNA of Gamsiella multidivaricata, 2053 nucleotides long. RefSeq lists its product as uncharacterized. Lineage: Eukaryota; Fungi; Mortierellomycota; Mortierellomycetes; Mortierellales; Mortierellaceae. Bases 125 to 1933 code for a protein of 602 amino acids. The record is from RefSeq and is a predicted model, not a curated record. The transcript has 2 exons.
CUUCGGCCAUUCUUUUCUACUCACAUUUCAGGCUGCUCCACAUACGUUCUAUUGCACGACCCAAAGAGCAACUCUUGCGCACCCAAAAGGCUCCCCGUUUUAAUUUUACGGUGCGCGAAAUUUGAUGCCAUAUUUCAACGACCCUCAGCACUUAUCGAGUUUAUUUGAGACGACAACACACAGAAAUAUGUCCGAGCCAGCACUAACGAGUUCCCAACCUAACAACGUCAGCUCCAUCGUCCCUGGAUCCAUCUUUCAGGAUGAUAUACCACCACCGACACUCACGGACGGUUCUGGGGAUGUGUCCGCUCCUUCUUCACAGUAUACACCGCCUGACAUGGGAGCUGGUGACGAUGGGGGCACGACUCAGAUCAAAGUCAGUAACACGACUCAGAUUGUGUUGAUCUCUCUGGGGGCCGCUAUUGCGGUCUUGGUGCUGUUCGGUAUUGCGGCAUCGUUUUAUAUCUCGCACAAAAAUAAGAAGGCAGAGAGGUUGAAGCAGGAAGGCAAGCAUCCAGAUGGUAGUGCAGACAAUGGACAUCCCGAGGAUGAUACUAUUGGACACGAAGGUAUUGAAAGCGGCGAAAAAGGACAAGUCCAUACUGUUGAUACUGACACAGAUUCUGGAUCGGAGAUCGAGAGCACAGGCACAGGCAUAGGGACAGAGUACAGAGACGCAGGGCCAUCGAGUCCCAGUAUAGGACUAUCGAUGACUACCAGGGUUGGCGCCAACCCAUUUAUCACACCACGCAGUAGCCAAUCUGAAGCAUCAGGGCUCGCCGCAGCGGGAGUAACAGAAUCUUUGGUGGCAGCGGCAGCAAGGAGUGCAGGUCGCCCUAAUCCCUGGAACUCGAUCAUCGGUGUUGCACAGACCUACAGUGGAUCGCAGGGUAUGAUCCAUCCCCUUGAAACGGUAGGGCCACUGCAGCGUACAUCGAUGGUCAUGAACUUUUCGAACAUCGGUCCAAGAGCAUACGAUGAAGUCAUGACUUCAGCACCGAUAACUGUGAGCUCGAGUAACUAUAAUCGCUCGAAUCCCUUUCAGACCAAGAACAACAGCACCACAAUCCUCGAUAUCACGGCUGACCCGUCUUUUAAUGACCUACAGCAAUUGGAGAGCGAUAGUCAGGAAGCUCAAGAACAGGAGGCGAUCAUCGAUAGCCUUGCUAUAUCACAGGCCACUGCAGUUCUCGAUUCCACACUCGCUUCAGGAUCACUGUUUACGGUUCCCGGAGAAUGGUACAUCCCUAGACGAAGCCAAGACGACAACAAAACAUAUUGCUACACGUCAUCACACACCCCAGUCUCACCAUCUAUCGUCCUUGACGGCGCAGACAGCACCUCGUCCAUCUCCGGUGAUAUCUCCUACCAACCACCCCCGCGGCCCACAAGUCCCAUCAGUCGUCGCGGCCGCCUGCCUAACAAAGUUUGGGGGCCCACCGCUCAACCAUCAUCCCACGCCUUCAGAAACGGCGCCGCCGUCUUCGAGGGCGUGUCCAUCCCCCGCCCACAACAGGCUCGCUCACCUUCUCCCGAGCGACAACGACGACGACCCCAACGACGAUCCAUUGACGAUUCCGAAACCGUGAUCGUCUCUCUACCGAGUCCACGCGGCUGUCUCCUUGAGGCCAAAGAAGAAGAAGAAGAAGAAGAAGAAGAAAACGAAGGAGGACGGGGUCGAUUACAGAUUUCCCUGGGUCAGGAUGAUUCUCUAGGCGAUCUUCCCUACCUGGAGUAUGGGAUCCAUCCGCAACACCGAGGCCGUCCGCAGUUCCAGACGCUCACUCAUUCUUCAGACGAAAACAGCUCUCCUCAUGCGAACCCGAAAAUCGUCCGCAGGGUGUCUAAGCAACAGAAUGAGAGGGCAAAAGGGACAGUCAAGAAUACUUAUUUGGAUGAUUAUCGUGAAUCACGACAGCAACUGUCGCAAUAGCAGUAGUAGCAGCAGGAUCAGCAACAAUACAAGCAAUAUCGAUCACAUCAACUGCUGCAAACAAUCCAGUCUGGAUAGAAUCCUGUGGGACUGGAAGGCGAGUUGCGAAAAGGACCUGGG